Messenger RNA from Laetiporus sulphureus 93-53, 1614 nucleotides. RefSeq lists its product as uncharacterized. The transcript is spliced from 13 exons. The record is from RefSeq and is a predicted model, not a curated record. Lineage: Eukaryota; Fungi; Basidiomycota; Agaricomycetes; Polyporales; Laetiporaceae. The coding region runs from base 110 to 1318 and encodes 402 amino acids.
UCGCGCAGAAAGCAUAUAAGAUCUCUGGAUCAUGAAGAAGCUGCACGGGUAUCGAACUAUCUCCCAUUAACGCGUCUACCACAUCUACAGAGGUGUACUGUCCUUCACAAUGUCGGGGAAAAUGCUGCUUGUUUUCUGCGACGGGACUGGCAUGGAUGGAAACUUGAGCAAAGAUGGCGUUCUCAGAGGUUCCGCUGAUCCGCAAAAUGCCACGAAUGUCAUUCGGCUUUCGCGUGCCGUCAAGGAUGUGUCUACCGAUGGUCGUCUCCAGAUCGUCUUCUACCAGAGCGGCGUGGGCAGCGAGGCCGAUUUCGAUGGAGACCCGUUGACAGAAACGACCACAAUGCAGGCUCUGGGAACAGCUGUGGCGAGUAAGAUCCGGGAUGCAUAUGCGUUUAUUGCGCAGAACUUUGAGGAAGGCGACGAGAUAUGCAUCUUCGGGUUCUCGAGGGGUGCCUAUACCGCGAGAAAGCUGUCUGGUCUCAUUGACAAGAUCGGACUUCUCAAGCGUCAGAGUCUCGGGCAUUUCUUCGAAAUCUGGAAAGCGCUCAAUGCCGGAAAGACGCCCGUCAUACCUCCGGGAACUCGGAAGACGAAUAUCAAAUGUGUUGGCGUCUGGGACACGGUCGGUUCUGUCUACAACCAGAUUGAUGCCCUUAGCAUCAAGGAUACAGACCUCCCAGCCACCAUUGACGUUGCGCUGCAUGCCCUGUCAUUGCAGGAGAAUAGAAAGAAAUUCCUCCCCACGAAGUGGACGAUCCCGGCCCGCGGCCUUGCCCUUCGUGGGUCGAACAGUACUCAAGUCUUCAAGCAGAUAUGGUUCCCUGGAGCUCACUCUGAUGUCGGCGGAGGAUAUGAUCGGCACGAGCUUGCUGAUAUCGCCCUCUAUUGGAUGGCCGGAGAAAUCAGCUCGUUCAUAAAUCUAGACCUCGACUUCCUCCGACAGACCGCGCAGCAGAAGCCGGAGCCGUGGGGAACCUCGCAGCCGCACAACGCAUACGAAGAACUCAGUUAUGCCAUGCAGGUAAUCAUAGGGGUCGAAACUCGCCUCCAAAGUGGAGACAUCACGAGUGGAGAUGCGUUCCACCAAAGCGUGCUCUUCGCGCCGACCCAGCUCACUGAGCCGAAGCACAUGGUCACUCUGGAUAGUUUGAAAAAGGCGUUCGGUGCGGACUGGUCUCCGUCCUGCCCCGAUUUGAACGAGUUUGAGCAGCUCUGCAAGGAUAAAUGGGGAACGUUACCGCGUCUCGCCGCCGGGCCAAUCAAGUUGGAGUCGCCAUCGGACCUGUUUGGAAGCUCUACGGAAAAGUCGGUUUAGGUGCGAUUCUGCAUGUUCAAUCGUUCUCAAGGAAUGCAAGCUGGUCUCAGCCAUUGAAUGAUACAUGGAAUGUCGGAGAUCCUGGAUAAACAAAGGACGCAACGAUAUGCGGCCGAGGUUGUGUAUGAUGGAGGAAUGGAUUUUUGUCGUGAGAUUUGAUGAACAAUGAAGUGCUUGGCCUGCGUAGCCGUCAAGUUACUGAAUCAGGAUUGUGAUUGACCUCAAUGCCAAAAUGUCCAGCGUUGUUCACAGUACGCCUAGUUGCGGUCAGGAACGCCGUAAACUCAUGCUUUUCU